Molecule: messenger RNA, 1577 nt
Organism: Panicum virgatum (switchgrass)
Lineage: Eukaryota; Viridiplantae; Streptophyta; Magnoliopsida; Poales; Poaceae
Product: ethylene-responsive transcription factor 2-like
Exons: 1
Coding region: 158-1060 (300 amino acids)
Biological process (GO): ethylene-activated signaling pathway; regulation of DNA-templated transcription
Molecular function (GO): DNA-binding transcription factor activity; DNA binding
Source: RefSeq, a predicted model, not a curated record
CCCGCCCCUGCCCCUGCUUGCCGUUCAACUCGAUCACUCCACACAAAAUUCGGCUACCUCACUUGGGUCUCGCGUCAGCUCAUAAACCAAACAGAGAGGCCUCGUCGACAGUGGCCACCAGCCCGGAGCAGAGAAGGCAGAUCAGGAGGAAGGCAGUAUGCUGCUGAACGCCAUCCGGGAGCACCAGCUGGAGGAGCCGUCGGAGGCGCUGGUGCUGGACACCAUCCGGCAGCACCUCCUGGAGGAGGAGCCGGCGGAGGCGCGGCCGGCGUACCGGCGGAGCGAGAGCUUCGGGAGCCUCGUGGCGGACCAGUGGAGCGGCUCGCUGCCGUUCCGCACCGACGACGCCGACGACAUGGUCGUGUUCGGGGCGCUGCGGGACGCCUUCGCCUACGGCUGGCUCCCCGACGGCUCCUUCGCGCCGGUCAAGCCCGAGCCGCUGCCGUCCCCGGACGACUCCGACUACUCCUACGACGGCCUCGGCCUCCCGUACCCGUACCCGGACCCGGAGCCGAUGACGCCCAGCAGCGCCACCGCGACGCCCAAGACGGAGGAGGCCGCGGCGGGCGUGGCGAGGGGCAAGCACUACCGCGGGGUGCGGCAGCGCCCGUGGGGCAAGUUCGCGGCGGAGAUCAGGGACCCGGCCAAGAACGGCGCGCGCGUCUGGCUCGGCACCUACGACACCGCCGAGGACGCCGCGCUCGCCUACGACCGCGCCGCCUACCGCAUGCGCGGCUCCCGCGCGCUCCUCAACUUCCCGCUCCGCAUCGGCUCGGAGAUCGCGGCCGCCACCGCCGCCGCCGCCGCCGCCGGCGACAAAUUGCCAUCGCCCGAGCCCGCGACGUCCUCGGACUCGUCCUUCUCCACGUCCUCCUCGUCCUCUUGCUCGACGAGCGGCUCGACGAAGCGGCGGAAGCGAGGCGAGGCCGCGGCCGCGACGAUGGCCAUGGCCCUGGUGCCCCCGCCUUCCCAGCUCAACCGGCCGGCCCAGCCAUGGUUCCCCGCCGCGGCGGCCGAGCCAGCGGCCAUGGCGCCGCGCGUCGAGCAGCUGGUCAUCUAAGGCGCCGACCGGACCACCAACUCAUGCCGCCCACCGCGCGCGCGGCGAAGGCAAUGAGGCGUGCCACGACGGACUCGCCAGCAGAGGCGCGGCGCAGGAACAGGACGAGGCUCCCGGCGUCGCACCUGCACGGUGCCGCGCGAAUGCGACGGCGUGGGGCGGGGCGCGCAUCCCGGUGAAAGCUCCACCGGAUGGAACGCGAUAAGAUCGGGGGCAACUUGGCGGGGCAAUUCGCAAUUGGGGUCCCGCGAGCUCUGGAUGGUGCUGUUGCGCCGUGCAACUCGCCCAAGUGGAAGAAGCUGUGUGUGUAAUCAAGUGUCCUGUCUAGUUGUCAAGGUUAUGCCGUUCAGUGUUUGCGUCAUUGUCAGAGUGCUUUGUGCUUCUGAUAGGAUUUUCAAAAAAUGUACAAAAAAUAGUAGGGAGACGAUGAGAUUUGGAAUAAUCCGCUUUGUUCUUUGGCAACACCCAAUGGGUGCGGCAUCGUCUGAUAAAUAAAUACGAAUAUCAAGCGGCUAAA